Drosophila suzukii is the source of this 1761-nucleotide messenger RNA. Its product is annotated as transcription factor SPT20 homolog. The record is from RefSeq and is a predicted model, not a curated record. Lineage: Eukaryota; Metazoa; Arthropoda; Insecta; Diptera; Drosophilidae.
AUCAUACAGUUUGUACAGCGUCGACCGUUGGUGGGUAUAAAAAGUAUUUUCACUGGCUGUAGCUAGUCAUUGCUCACUCAGCAUUCAAGCCCCGAAAUCAGCCGCAAAGAUGAAGCUCAAAGCUGUCAAAAUUCUCUUGCUCCUUGCCCUUUUGGGUGUUUCCUAUAUCCAGGCCGUUGUGGUCGGCCCCCAGCAAUUGCACAAUAACAACAAGAAUGGCUAUCGCUAUAACGGCCCCGCCCACAAAUAUCUGCCAUCGGAGGAGCCGCACUCGCACGGCAGCAACUUGGAUUCGGCCUCGGAUUUGGGCCACGGCCACCGUCAGCAGGCCUUCAACGGUCCCUAUAGCUCACAGUUUUACGAAGGACAGCAGCAACAAGGCCAGGAACAUCAGCAACAUGGCCAGGGACAACAGCAAUAUCGCCUUCAGCAGGAUGUGGAUGACUCCUGGAAAUCGGGUUUAUUCCAACAGCAGCAGCAUCAAGGCUUGGGAAACAACCAGCAACAUCAUCAGAUAUCUGGACACCAGGCAUAUAAUGAGGGAGCUGACUAUCAGCAACAUCAGGGAUUGGGCAACGAGCCACAUCAUCAACAGGCUUCCAACCAGCAUAGUCAGGGCCAUCAGCUCAACGAACAAUCGUACGAACCAUUUAAUUCUCAGAAACAGAAGCAGCAGCAGCAGCAGCAGCAACAUCAUCAAGGUCUGGGUCACCAGCAACAUCAGCAGCAGCGAAAGGAGUCCUGGAACUCAAUUCAAGGGCAGCAGCCCGAGCAAUAUGAACGCCAGGAAGCCGAGUCCUGGCAAUCUUCACAGGGUCAUGGCUACCAGCAGCAGCAACACCAACAAUUCAAUCAACAGCAACACCAGCAGCAGCAGCACAAUCGCUAUGGGCAACAACAGCUGCCUCUGCGUGGUGACCUUUGGCAACCCAUCCGUGAACUGGACCUCGAGAAACUCCCUUCGGCUGAGGCCAUUGCCAAUAGCCACAAGACGAUCACUGCUCCCGGACGAGAUGUGAAGCUAGUGCCAAGUUAUACGCUUUCCAGCGAUUUCGAGCACGAUCGGUUCAUUGGAUUGGAUGCUCAGGACACGCGACUGCUGACCCAAUCUCUGCCAGAUGCCUACCGGAAGCAGCUUUUUUCCUCGCCCUCAGGACCUUCCUCUUUGGGCCAGCGACAGCAUGAGCAGCAGCUGAGUGGAUCCUCAGCUUACGGUGGUUCCCAUGGGGGUUCCCUUGGCGGUUCCCACGGAGGUUCACUUGGUGGAUCCUCCUCCGACUUUCUGCAGAUGCAGUCCCACUCGUAUCAGCUGCCCUCUACCCACAGCACACACAGGGAAUGGCCUCAAGACAAGGAGCAGCAGCAUGGAUCUCAGCAACUAGUCUCCGGCAAUCGUCAGUACUCGGCUAGUGCCUAUGCCGUCUCCCCACCUCAUCUGCACUCCUCUCAGCCCUCUCAAUCGUCCAAAAAUAGCUUGACCCAUCCCAGCCGGGACUUCCAGCCACCCUACUACUAAAUCCAUUUCCAUUUCAUGGUGGAUCCGGGACUUCCAGCCACCCUACUACUAAAUCCAUUUCCAUUUCAUGGUGGAUCCUCCUCCGUAAGAUCCUGUACCCUAUUCUCAAAAACCCUAUUCAACACUCGCCUUUCUCAGGAAAAGCAUUUGGUCUGAAAAUGAAAGCUAUUUAGUAGGAGUUGUACAGUAAAAUACAUUUUCAAUCUUUUUUUUUUUGUUUAAUAAAGCAUGCAUUGAUUAACAUA